AAGAUGGCUUUCCCAGGAAAAAUAAAAAAAUCGGAAAAAAAUAGUGAAAAAGUGGAUGUGUAUAGUGAAAAACCAAAUGUUAAAUUAAAGCGCUGAGAAAAUGGUACUUGUAGGAUUAAUGAAUUCUGGGUUUCAUUAACAUAUUAAAGGCGUUAAAUAAGAACGGAAAAACAAAGGAAUAUACAGGAGAGUUGUGUAAAAACGAGGUGAAGAAAUUAGAACGUUAAUGGUAGCAGCGCGCUCAGCUAAGAGAAAAAGAGAGCAUCACCAAGAUUAUAACACCAGAACGAGGAUAAGAAAAUAAGUCWUCUGCCAUCAACGCCGCCGAAUGGAAUUGGCAUAUACCAAUUGUAUGGACAUAAAUUUUCCUGCAGCUGUAUAAACAUGAAUAUUUACUUUGCCCUGCAUACAUACACAAACAUAUGCACAUGCACAUAAAUAAAUACAAAUUAAUAAAGGCUGGUCAAAAACCAAAGAACGUCUUAUAUUAGGGGAAUUUGAAAUUAUCGCUAUAACGAACCAACACAAGCUAUUUGCCCAAGUUAAGGCCGAUAAAAUCGAGUACAUUUUGACAUUAAUAGUAAUACAGAAAUAAGCUAACGACUCCGCACAAUCUUUACAAAAAGCWAAAAAUAAAAAACCAAAAAAAGAGGGAACAAUGACAUCUCGGCUGGAUCGCCUUUUUAUAUUGUUGGAGUCUGGGUCAUCGGCGGUGACGCGUCGUGCGGCAGCGAAACAAAUCGGAGAAGUGCAGAAGUUAUACCCACACGAGCUGCAUGCGUUGUUGAAUCGUCUAAUUGGCUAUUUGCACAGCACUUCGUGGGAUACGCGUAUAGCUGCCUCACAAGCUGUCGAAGCGAUUUUGCAAAAUGUGCCCGCUUGGAAGCCGGAGUUAUAUGCAACCAUAAAGCGUGAGGUCAUUAAGAAAGAGAAGGAUAUAGACGAUGAGUCAGCUAUAGGCUCCACGACUGGCGGUGGUGAGGAUGACAGCUGCCAAUCGGUAGCCACGACCGCCACAACAUCCAGUGAACAAAGCAGCAGUCGUGAUGCGCAGCAGCGUGAACGCCUGUUAUCUUUUKCGGAAUUUGAUUUGGAGCAAAUACUUCAUAAAGGCGCACGUCUUAUCGGCUCCGAGGGCAUGGAAUUCGAUUUGAAUGAAAGUGAUGUGACGAAGUCGACAAAUGAAGGUGCGGCGAAUGCUAAUGCCACAGCUUCAGAGAGGUUGAGUCGUCAACGUGCACUGUUGAAUGAGAAACUAGGUCUGACACAGGCGUCUAAAUUGGGCGUUAACUUAAUGGACAUGAUUACCGAUGAGGAUGUCAUGCCUUCUAAUAAUGGCAGCUCUUACAAUGCCAACGAAGAGAAGGUCCCCGUUGAAGACAUAUUGAACAUAAAGCCCAAUUCACAUCUAAUUCCUUCCAAUGGGCAACAAUUGAGUUGUCGAGAAAUGAAUCGAGCCAAACGAAAGGCGCGACAAAAUAUUAGUAUCACAACCAGUGGCGGUUGUGCCAAUUCAUCCGUUAAUAGUCUUAGCCGCAGCAAUAGCAGUACAAGUAGCGGUUUGGGCACCUGCAAGAAUAGUUGCAGUGUGAGCGAUGAACCAGAGCAUAAGAAAAUGAAAGCAGACUCACUGCAACGGCAAGAAGUUUUCUACACGUUGAAUGAUCCCGUUCCGGAUGCGACUGGUAUGUGGGUGGAUGCCGUCAGUUGGCCUUUGGAAAAUUUUUGUGCACGCCUAUACGUUGAUCUCUUUAAUCCACGAUGGGAGGUACGUCACGGCGCUGCGACUGCGUUGCGUGAACUAAUUAACAAUCACUCCAACGGUGCUGGUAAGGCAAUCGGUAUGUCACGCGAGGAAAUACAGCAGCAUCAUAAUCUCUGGAUGGAGGAUGCAGCCUUGCGUUUGCUCUGCGUACUUUGUUUAGAUCGCUUCGGUGACUUUGUAUCCGACCAAGUGGUGGCCCCAGUACGCGAAACAUGUGCACAAGUUUUGGGUACCAUCGUCAAAGACAUGCAUGCAGAGCAAGUGCAUCAAAUCGUGCAACUAUUGAUGAAAUUGCUAAAACAAAACGAAUGGGAGGUGCGUCAUGGCGGGCUGCUAGGCUUGAAAUAUGUUUUUGUAGUACGUGAAGAUCUAUUGCCGAUUUACGUGCCGCAAACUAUAAGUAAUAUAUUGUUGGCGCUUUUCGAUGUAGUCGACGAUGUGGGCGCUGUUGCUGCGUCGACUUUGAUACCGAUCGCCACGUGGCUACCGAAAUUGCUGAAUCCUGUGCAGGUGUCGUCGAUUGUAAAGAUGCUGUGGGAUCUGCUAUUAGAUCAGGAUGAGUUGACAAGUGCAUGCAACAGCUUUAUGGGAUUGCUAGCUGCGAUUUUGUGUUUGCCAAACGCCGGCUCUUGGAUACAAAUGGAACCAAUGUCUACUUUGAUACCACGACUGUGGCCCUUCCUUUCGCAUAGUACAAGUUCGGUGCGCAAGUCUACUUUGCUUACCCUUCAAACACUCACUGCCAACAAUCUAAGUAAGGAGAAGCUUGAAGCUACGGCCAUCGUUGUGCCCACCACAAGCUCAGCUUCCAUUAACAAUGGCAAUGGUGUAAUUAUGUCGAAUAAGGGAUCUUCAAGUGAUGAAACCGCUACUAUUGCCAUUAAUUUCGACUCGAAAAAAUUGAAUUUAAAUUUGGGUGUCAUCGAUUGGCAGUGGAAGCUUUUGCAGGAUGCCCUACGUUUCAUCUACGAACGUAUUCUAGUCGAACAUCAGCCUGAUAUACAAGAGAUGUCUUGCAAAGUAUGGAACAAUCUCUUGUUUAAUGCUGAUUUGGGAGCACUGCUUCAUGCAGCCUGCCCUAUCGUGUCGUCGUGGAUUUGCUUAGCCAUGCAGCCAGCGCGUUUAGCCUUCGAUUCCUCUAUACUAAUACAUACCACAGCAGCACCACAAAGUCUUCCGGCUAUGUCAGCUGACGGACACUCACCUGCAACAUCCCGCCGACGUACACAACGCGUUACGGAUGACUUAGGUGCUGACUCCACACCGACAACGCAAAGGUAUUUCCUUGGUGGCAGUGAAGGGACACCUUUGGAAGUGCGUGAACGGAAUGUGAUACGUGCUCGUGUACUAGCAGCUCGAGUACUAGGAGCACUUUCCAAAUAUCUAGUGCAACCUGCUCCCGGUGUGGCGUACACACCUAAUAUGGAAUCACCGAUGGACUGUUAUACCAAAGUGCUGUUAGGUCAUUUAAAUUCACGGUCAGCGGUGCAGCGCAUUGUGUGUGGUCUAAUCAUUGCUUUCUGGGCGCAACUCGACCAAUCAAUGCAUAUGGCUGCACCCAAAUUGGCUGAAAAACUCCUCACAUGUGUCAUGGAGUAUGUAUAUUAUGACGAAGUAGCCAUUUCAUUUACGAGACUUCAUCAAGAGGCUCAUGAUCUCAUUGCCACACUAAAACAAUAUAAAAUUGUCAUAAACGAUUUCAACAAUGCGCGCGUUCUCACAUUGGAACAAAUUGAAGCCAUUGCCACCACUCUCACAGAGGGUUUGCAUCAAUAUGCGCUAAAGCCGAAAUUAUUGGAAACACUCGAAGAGCGUAGGCGCGGUUUACAAAACUCUUUUGCUCAGACUACAGCGGAGCAGUGCGCGUACAAUAUAAGCGCACAAGCGGCAUUAGCUGCUGCCAUUGUGGGUAUGCAAUGUCUGCCGGAGAAACUUAAUCCGAUAGUUAAACCGCUCAUGGAAUCAAUAAAACGGGAAGAGUGCGAGUUGUUGCAAAAUCUUUCGGCGGAGUUCCUAGUACAGCUAAUGCAUCAAGUGUGUGAUAGAAAUCCUAGUCCCAAUAGUAAAAUACUUACUAACUUAUGUACGCUACUGAGGAGCGAUCCUCAGUUUACACCGAAAAUUAUUUUAAGCCCAUUGACAUUGAAACAGACUCCCUUGCCGGAGUCGGCAGCAGUCACAAACAAUUGUGUAUAUUAUGGGAUUUUAACUUUAAGUCUUCAACAAAAUAAUAUACAAAUUGGUGGUACUGGUAACCGUGGCGUUGCUGCGAGUGCUCCUCGUGGACCUGGUAGGCCGCCMCUAAAUGAAACGCUUGCCACAACAGAAAUUGGCACCAAUGCUGUAAAUGCGGUGGAAGUGAAGCAGAACCGCAUUCAGCGCAUGGGUGCAUCAUGUGCCAUAUCGAAGAUUUGCCUAGGCUUUAAGAUGAAUAUUUUCUCAAAGAUACCAGUUUUCCAACAUAUUCUCUUUACUAAAAUUGAACAGUUCAUAAAUAAUUAUCCAAAUAUGGAACUUUUAUCGAAUGUACCCUUAGAUUUAGCCCAAACAAAUGAUAUAAUCACAUCACUGCAGUUAAUCGAAAUUGCAGCGCCACACUUUUUGCACUUUGCGAGCGAUGCUUCAGCAAAAGACGAAGUGCUCAAGCGGCUGUUUUCGUUGCUGCCACAUUUCACUGUUCUCAUCACGCACCCCUUGAAGGCGGUACGUCACAUGGUCGCACGCUGUAUUGCAGCCCUCGCAGCAGCAGAUUUGGUGCGCACCAUGCACUUUGUGCUCGAUGUACUACUUGGCAUGCUGGUUAACAUUGAGAAUGUAAUCCAGCGUCAGGGUGCGAUUGAAGCUAUUGAACGUGUGGUAGACAAGCUGCAGCUGUGUAUUGUGCCUUAUACCGUGCUUCUAGUCGUUCCAUUGUUGGGUUGCAUGAGUGACCCAGAUGAAUCUGUGCGCCUGCUUUCCACGCAUUGUUUCGCUACACUCAUUCAGCUGAUGCCAUUAGAUUCGCGCAGCAAAUGCAUCAAAAACGAGAUUCCUUCUGCAGAAUUGCAGCAGCGUAAGAUACGCGAUCGCGAAUUUCUCGAUUAUCUUUUCACGCCAAAAAGUAUACCCGACUACAAAGUACCGGUAACAAUUUCCGUGGAGCUUCGUUCUUACCAACAGGCUGGCGUGAAUUGGUUAUGGUUCCUUAACAAAUACAAUUUGCAUGGAAUACUCUGCGAUGACAUGGGCCUGGGAAAGACAUUGCAAACCAUUUGCAUACUCGCCGGCGAUCACUAUCAACGUCAUGUAGACAAAGCCACAUCACUGCCRAGCUUGGUGAUUUGUCCACCCACUCUCACUGGCCAUUGGGUAUACGAAGUCGAAAAAUUUAUACAAAAGUCGAACAUUUUGCGGCCACUGCAUUACGUGGGAUUGCCCAUUGGGCGUGAAAAACUGCGUUGCCAAAUUGGUGCAUGUAACUUGGUAGUGGCAUCAUAUGAUACAAUACGCAAAGAUAUAGAUUUCUUCAAUACCAUACACUGGAACUAUUGUGUGUUGGAUGAAGGACACAUCAUAAAGAAUGGCAAAACCAAAAGUUCAAAGGCUAUUAAGAUGCUCAAAGCUAAGCAUCGUUUGAUACUUUCAGGUACUCCCAUACAAAACAACGUACUGGAGCUGUGGUCACUAUUCGACUUUCUCAUGCCCGGUUUUCUUGGCACUGAGAAGCAGUUUAUUGCACGCUACAGCCGACCAAUACUUGCUUCUCGUGAUUCCAAGAGCUCCUCAAAAGAGCAAGAAGCCGGCGUUCUUGCAAUGGAGGCAUUACAUCGGCAGGUGUUGCCAUUCYUAUUGAGACGCGUAAAGGAGGAUGUAUUGACUGAUUUACCACCGAAAAUAACCCAAGACUUAUUGUGCGAAUUGAGUCCAUUGCAAGAGCGUUUGUACGAGGACUUCAGUCGUACACAUUUGAAUUCUCAUUGGAAGGAUUGCCUGCAGAGUAUGGGCGAUAGUGACAGCAUUAGUAAAAAGGCRCACAUUUUCCAUGAUUUGCGUUAUCUACAGAACGUAUGCAAUCACCCGAAACUGGUGCUCACGCCAAAGCAUUCGGAGUACGGGAAGAUAACAUUGGAGUUGCAGAAACAGCAAAGCUCACUGGAUGACAUCGAACACUCGGCGAAAUUACCGGCACUGAAGCAAUUAUUGCUCGAUUGCGGCAUUGGUGUUCAGACGGAAUCGGUCAGUCAGCAUCGCGCGCUAAUUUUCUGUCAAUUGAAAGCUAUGUUAAAUAUUGUCGAGAAUGACUUGCUACGCAAACACUUGCCGUCCGUUACGUACUUGCGCCUGGAUGGCAGCGUGCCAGCAUCCUUAAGACAACAAAUUGUAAACAACUUCAACACCGAUCCGAGUAUCGAUGUGCUACUACUAACCACACAGGUUGGUGGCCUCGGUUUAAAUUUGACUGGCGCAGAUACAGUAAUAUUUGUUGAGCACGAUUGGAAUCCAAUGAAAGAUCUACAAGCCAUGGACCGGGCUCAUCGCAUUGGCCAGAAAAAGGUAGUGAAUGUAUAUCGUUUGAUAACUGAAAAAACGCUUGAGGAAAAAAUAAUGGGUCUGCAGAAGUUCAAAAUACUCACCGCGAAUACAGUGGUUAGUUCGGAGAAUGCAUCGUUGGAGACGAUGGGCACGGGUCAGUUAUUUGACUUGUUCAAUGCAAAUGUUAAUGAUAAAACUGGAUCAAGUGGUGCGCCAAUGUCGAAUACGAGCGCUGGUGGUCAAAUGUCUAUGAAUGCUAUCAUUGAAUCUCUACCAGAGCUAUGGUCAGAACAGCAGUAUGAUGAAGAGUAUGAUGUGUCCAAUUUCGUGCAGGGUUUAAAAAAAUGAGUUCGUAAUAGAAAAAAUAAACUUGGACAUAAGAAAUGGAUAUAUUAAAAAAAUGAUACAAUACGAUAUGCAUUGAUUCCAAAUUUAAUGCCUCCACACACAAAUUGACAUAAUGCAGAAACUUUUAUAGAAAUCACUGGAUUUUAAACAUAGUUUAGUUUCUAAGAUUUCUUCCGUUUUUUUUACUAUUAUCAAUCUAAUAUUUCGAAAAGUUAGUUAAGUGUCCAAUAUAAUCCUUUAAUGUGCUCCUUUUUACUUAUUUGAAAAAAUUAUGAGAAAUUUGUAUUUUUUUUCAUUUUUAAUGUUUUCUUGUUAACUCGCUGCUUCUCUUUUCUAUAUCUAUUUUAAUACAAUCGUUAAAUGUGCUCUUUUUUAGUUAUCUGAACAAUUAUGAGAAAUUUGUAUUUUUAAUUCUUAAUGUUCGUUUGUUUUUUUGUUAAUUAUAUCCCAUAAAAAAUUUCGCUGCUCUUCUUUUUUAUAAUCUCUUUAAAUAGUGCAAGGUUCGAUUGUACUUUGGAGUGGCUAUAGCGGAUUAAAAAAUAAAUUCCAAUAAAAACAAAAGAAAAUUGAAA
This is a messenger RNA of Bactrocera latifrons, 7197 nucleotides long. RefSeq names its product TATA-binding protein-associated factor 172 (gene Hel89B). Bases 659 to 6625 code for a protein of 1988 amino acids. NCBI's taxonomy places the organism in Eukaryota, Metazoa, Arthropoda, Insecta, Diptera, Tephritidae. The transcript is spliced from 15 exons. Gene Ontology annotation, molecular function: ATP-dependent chromatin remodeler activity; ATP binding; TBP-class protein binding. The record is from RefSeq and is a predicted model, not a curated record.